This is a messenger RNA of Archocentrus centrarchus (flier cichlid), 3998 nucleotides long. Its product is annotated as solute carrier family 25 member 36-A-like. Gene Ontology annotation, cellular component: mitochondrion. Gene Ontology annotation, biological process: pyrimidine nucleotide import into mitochondrion. The record is from RefSeq and is a predicted model, not a curated record. Bases 397 to 1332 code for a protein of 311 amino acids. NCBI's taxonomy places the organism in Eukaryota, Metazoa, Chordata, Actinopteri, Cichliformes, Cichlidae. Gene Ontology annotation, molecular function: pyrimidine nucleotide transmembrane transporter activity. The transcript has 7 exons.
GACCUGCAGAGCUCUCAGUGAGGCAAUAGCACGUCAACGGGAGGGAGAUCGACUCUAGUCCACAGUUGAGCUUAUUUACUACAAGACCGGAAUUACCCGACAACAUUAAAGACACGCACCCUUUUACGGUGAAGCAUUAUCCCGUUCAGAAAGGAGGAGACGCUGUCCUGUGGCUCUGACAUCUGCCUUUACCAGCGCACUCCCGUUAGCUGUGGCAGCUAGCGCGAGCUAGCUGUGUUACGCUCGUCUUUAGCACGCAGCUGACCUCCACUACAACACAGACGUGCUGAGUAUCAUUUACUUGCUACGACGGGGUCGAAAUUCUCCCGUCUUUCACUUACGUUCCCGUUGUCCCCCGUGUGGUGCCCCGUGGACGGUUCCCGAAUAUGAUCCACAAUGAGCCAGAGAGAUACCCUAGUUCAUCUGUUUGCUGGAGGAUGUGGGGGCACAGUAGGAGCCAUAUUGACUUGUCCUCUGGAAGUAGUGAAGACCCGUCUCCAGUCGUCCUCCAUCACCCUCUAUGUGUCUGAAGUUCAGCUCAGUACUGUCAACGGGGCCAGUGUGGCCCGCAUGUCUCCACCGGGCCCCCUGCACUGUCUCAAACUGAUACUGGAGAAGGAAGGACCUCGCUCUCUCUUCAGAGGCUUGGGGCCAAACUUAGUGGGUGUGGCACCUUCCAGAGCGAUCUACUUUGCUGCUUACUCCACUGCCAAAGAGAAACUGAACGGCGUGUUGGAACCUGACUCCACACAGGUGCACAUGGCGUCGGCUGGAAUGGCAGGUUUUACAGCCAUCACAGCAACCAAUCCAAUCUGGCUCAUAAAGACGCGUCUACAGCUGGAUGCAAGGAAUCGAGGUGAGCGAAGGAUGAGCGCGUUCGAGUGCAUGCGUCGGGUUUAUCAGACAGGCGGCUUUCGAGGCUUCUAUAGGGGGAUGUCAGCAUCUUACGCCGGCAUCUCAGAGACUGUGAUCCACUUUGUGAUUUAUGAAAACAUUAAACGGCGCCUCCUGGAGGCCAAGGCACCACAGAACAUGGAAGAGGAAGAGGAUUUGACAAAAGAUGCAUCAGACUUUGUGGGGAUGAUGCUCGCUGCUGCCACCUCCAAGACUUGUGCCACAUCUAUUGCUUACCCCCAUGAAGUGAUCCGUACGAGACUACGCGAAGAAGGCACCAAGUACCGCUCUUUCUUCCAGACUCUAACGACAGUUCCCAAAGAGGAGGGCUUUCGCGCCCUGUACCGCGGUCUCACCACCCACCUGGUACGCCAGAUACCCAACACAGCCAUCAUGAUGUGCACCUACGAGCUGGUAGUCUACCUCCUGAACGGUUAAAGUCUCCCGCUCCCCUCUCCUUUGAGACACUUUAUGUAACCCUGCCCCCGUUUGGAGAAAAGAGAGCCAGAGCACCUGCACACCAGCUAGCACAGCUAACAGCCUGCUUCCAGAGAGGGCACCUCAACUUUUGUCUCAGUGACACGAGACAGCUUGAGGAAGCGUUCAUAAAAAGUUGGGAGUUGUGUUGUAUAGCCAAAGGGUUUGACAAGGAGGAGUGUCAGAGAUCUACGCAUUGAUUCGGGGAUCUGAGCUUAGCAGUGGCAAAGAAAUAGAUGCCCUAGUUUCACUUUUAUUCCAUCCUUUUCUCCCCUCAGAUGUAUAUGUUCUUCCUUAUGAAGAAAGAACCUGACUUACAGUAUAUUCUGCCUCUAACAUGACUAAUAAUGAAGAGAAGUACAGCAGCUCUGCUCCGUAAUACCUAGUGAUGAUCACUUUUUAACCCACUUUUAGUGGUAGUGCACAGUAUACCACACAUUCCUUAGAGUACCACGAGAAAUGCAGAAUACAGAGGCACCAAAGUCAGUGGCUCAUCUCAGUGUGUGACAGAGGUUCUGAAGAGCGAGGAGUCGUCGGGGUUUGUGGCUCGUUGAGGUGGGAGGGACAGAGGGGGAGGCAGGUGGAUGGAAGACGUGCCUUGUGUGAAGACUGAGAUGUUCAGCAGCUGGAGGAGGAUCUGUAACAACAAAAAGUCAAGUCAUACACUGGUGGUGUUUGAUUUCAGGUGCCCUUAGUGACAGUUUUACAUAUCAUAAACGUAAACACAAUCACCUGUAGGUCUUCAGCAUCCCCAGUACUGACUCUGGUAUCAUUAAAAUGGUCAAAUUAUGAGAACUCACCAGGCUAAAUGACAGUAUACUCCACCAAUCUAACUGCUUGUGAUUGAAGCCAAGGCAGCCAAACACUUACUCAUGGUGUGAAGUAAAAAACAGUAGAGUUAACUAAGUUUGACAAAUUGUGACAUAGACAAAUAUAUAAAAUAACUACCUAACUUGAUUGUGUUGUAUUUGUCAGGCCAGUUUUGGCGAGAUGAAGACAUGUAGUGUGUUCUCUUUACAGGAGCGCCUCUUAGUUGUUACCUUUCUUUCAGAAAACUGUUCUUACAGCACUUUUCUUUCUCUGUAGUGCUCAUCUCAUUUUUUUUCCUUAGCUGGAGAAUCCAGGCUAGUUUUCCAGGCGAGGACAAUCGUCUUGAGUUUACACUGGAACACUUGUUGUACAGCUUAGCUAACGUGCAGAGGAGGUUGGCCGGGAAUAUUAUUUGUCAUGAAACGCACAUUAAUUAAAUGCAGUUUUUAAAAAUAAAAGUCAAUUCCUUCUGAUUUUCAGUCGAUUCCAGAAACUGCAUUUUGACCAGUUAGAAAAAUCCAACUUUUUCGGGAGGAGGGGGUGGGGGUGUCAUUGUUUUUGUGUCUCUGGAUGUCUUUGUCAUGGAGAAGUUCUUGCUCUCUCCUUUGGAAACAUUUUGGGUUUUUUUGGUUUUUUUGUGGCAUUUUUGGCUAAUGUUUAAACAGUACAAACAGUGUUUUUUGCUGUGUAAUCUUAUUUAUCCUGGUAACCACAAAAGUAACUCUUCCUCCUGUUUACCCAGCCCAUCAUAGUGUGAUUGUGAUUGAAACAGUGACUGAACCCACAGUGCUAACACACAUCUCACUUUCAGCCCUGGGCUCAUCCUUCACCUAACUUACCCAAACACUUCACUGCUUAGUUUGCCGGCGCUCACUUUCUCGGCUUUUGUGAACACGGGCUUUUCAGUCGGUUUUAGAGCACGCACAAAGGAUGCUGUAGGCUCCUUUUUAGACUCUCCUUGUUCAAAUACAGUGUGUGUGUUGCAUAGAGUGCCAUCAACACACACUGCUGAUGUCGUGAGCAUCCACGGGUGACCACUGUUGCUGCUAGUAGUGACUGGACAGUUGCGUAUCAUGGUGCUGGCUUCACUCCCGUGGAUUUUAAAGGCAGGACAGAUUGUGUGUGUUGAUUGUACCAAACCCGAUUAAAGGGCCAUUUCACCCAAAUAAGAAACAAAAAAGCUCUUUAGUGGAAUUUGGUCCCGGAGAAGAGAUUCCAGCUGUCACCUCAGCUUCAUUUGACUGUUGUAUUGUUGAGUACAGAGGAGGCAGCUGACCCCCCACAAAAUCUGGAGACCAAAAAUGCUCAAGAUGAGUACGAUUAUUUUUUUUAUUUGAGUGACGUGACCCUAUAUGUGUACAUUUCUACACAUCUCUUCACUUGUAUUGCUUUAUUUGUCAGAUGAAGCAUUCUCCCCUCAUUGUUAUUCUUCCACGGCCACACAUUUUGCAUCAUGUACGUGUGUGUGUGUGUGUGUGUGUGUGUGUGUGUGUGUGUGUGUGUGUGUGUGUGUGUGUGUGUGUGUGUGUGUGUGUGUGUGUGUGUGUGUUUGCGUACGCUUGCGCAGAUGAGACUCCUGCAUGUGUCAUUUAGUUGUAUUGUGUGUGUGAGAGACCUGCAAACAGUGUUUUUUUUUUUUUGUUUUGUUUUGUUUUUUUAAAUGUAAUCAUUUAAAAUUGUUGCCUUUUCCCAACACUUUUUGUUGUGUUGCUCCACGUUGUCUUUGAGUCGACUGUGAGUGCGGCUCGCUCUAUGCAUUCUCUCAUACCUGUUUUUGUAAAACAAAAUGUCAAUAAAAUGGAAGGAGUGCAAAUGUA